CAUGUAACAUUAUUUAUGAACUCAUCGAUAUUUUGUAAACACUGCAUUUCGAAGUAUAUAAAUUUUGUUUCUCCUCACUAUUCAAAAUCAAUAUCCUAUUAUUUGCAAGUGUAAUUUCGUGAUACAUUGAGGCAUAAGUUCAUUAAGUAAAAAAAAUUUCCUAACCUUUGGCAUAAUUUUUCAAGAAAUGAGCAGUGGAUUUGUGACGGAAACGGAGUUGGCCGAAGCUCGUCAGCGGCGCCAGGAAGAAUGGGAAAAAGUGCGGACAGCGGAUCAACCUUUAGAGGCUCCCGAAGAGGAAUAUGAUGGAAGAUCUUUGUUUGAUCGACUUCAGGAACAAAAACAGAAAAAAGAUCUGGAAUAUGAAGAGGCCCAUAAACUAAAAAACAUGAUAAAGACGUUAGAUGACGAUGAGGUGGAGUUUUUGGAUAUGGUGGAUAAGAAUAAAUUGAAUGCCGAGAGGCAGGCACAGAUUGAGGAAGCAAAGGAAAUGUCUGAAUUUCGGCAAAAAGUUGCCUCACUACACGAGCAGCGUUUGGAUGAACAAAUUCAGCAGCAAAUGGGUAAACCAAAACCAUCAAAAGUGCCCAUCGUUACUAAUCGAAUGUCUCAGAAAAAAUUUUUGGCAGGAGUAGUUGUUAAGAAACGAAAGUUAGAAGAGGAAUCUUCCGUAACUACUAACGAAGUAACUUCCAUUAAAAAGAAAGCACUAUCGAAACCAGCAUCAGCGAAAGACCAGCCAGCUACUGAAAGGAACACCUCAAAGCAUCCGAUGAGUGAUAGUAAGAAGUUGAAAAGUGGCGCCCUGCAAGUAAUCGGUAUUCUGCCAGGGCUCGGAUCCUACCGAGAAUCCACGGACUCAGAGGCAAGCAGUGACUCAGAAGAUGAAGCGGCCCAAUACGAUUGGAUUGGGAGGAAAUUAGCUAAAGACAAAGAGGAAUGUAAGUAACUUUUUAUGUGUUACCUCCUGUUGGGCUAUUUUUUUUUUCUGGAUAAUAUAUUUAAGAAUUACGCAAUAA
Messenger RNA from Wyeomyia smithii (pitcher-plant mosquito), 1019 nucleotides. Its product is annotated as PSME3-interacting protein. Gene Ontology annotation, cellular component: nucleus. Bases 188 to 949 code for a protein of 253 amino acids. Lineage: Eukaryota; Metazoa; Arthropoda; Insecta; Diptera; Culicidae. The transcript has 5 exons. The record is from RefSeq and is a predicted model, not a curated record.